This is a messenger RNA of Balaenoptera ricei (Rice's whale), 3578 nucleotides long. Its product is annotated as homeobox protein Hox-C4. Bases 1847 to 2806 code for a protein of 319 amino acids. Gene Ontology annotation, biological process: regulation of transcription by RNA polymerase II; embryonic skeletal system morphogenesis; anterior/posterior pattern specification. Gene Ontology annotation, cellular component: nucleus. The transcript is spliced from 4 exons. Gene Ontology annotation, molecular function: RNA polymerase II cis-regulatory region sequence-specific DNA binding; DNA-binding transcription factor activity, RNA polymerase II-specific. The record is from RefSeq and is a predicted model, not a curated record. NCBI's taxonomy places the organism in Eukaryota, Metazoa, Chordata, Mammalia, Artiodactyla, Balaenopteridae.
GUAGUGGGGGAAGUGUGUUGUCCUUAUGUCACUGUGCGCUGAAAUUGGGGGUCGGGGGGGCAGAGGACUGCACCGGUGGGGCUCAAGGCCUGGGUCUAGUGCGCGGACCAUGUCCCUACGUUUUAUAGAUCUGCGGCCUCUUGGCUAAUGGGACUGGGACAGAGGGGGCCCGGAGCUCAAACUCCAGGGCAGGUGAGAAAACCUGUAGGCUGUAACCAUUGCUCCCUGAGCAGAGUCAGCCCCCCAACCCCCAAACAAACUUUCCAGCGCCCCCUCCCUGCUCCGCAGCCCCCUCCCUGUCUCCGGGAGACCGCGACCGCUAGAGCUCACACAUGCGCAGUGCGAGCCCAGGGCCGGGCAGCUGAGCAGGAAGAGAGCGCAGCUAGGCGGGCGGCUGGGCCUGUUAAUUGGCAAUUAGGGUGGAGGCUGGUGGCUGGUGCGCGUCGGCGGAGGGGAGAGCGUCUGCCCACCCCUGCUCCCACCCCCACUCGAGCGGAUGGAAAGAUGGGAGGUGCUCUGCGCUGCGGGUGGACGGGUGGGGGUGGGGCUGGGGGACUCGGUACUCGGUACUCAAAAGCCAUCUUGUGCUUGGAGAAAGGGGGCUAAUCUGCCUUCUCUCCCCGCGGCCCGGAGUCCCCCACCCCCAGCCGCCGCCACCCCACCCAGGAUACCCACUGGGCUGCUUCACCCGCGUCGCCUGGCUGCUCUGGGCUGGGAUCUGCCCUGUCUGGGGCGGAGGUGGGAAUUGGGGAGGCCCCUGGAUGGGUGGGGACAGGACCAGGCCUCGCUGGCGGGGCCUCCUGGGUGAGCGGAGACAGUGAGGACUCAAGGCACGGCUGGCUCAUGGGGUAGGGACGUCAGAAUUGGGCGGCCUGGAGGGUCCCGGGCGCUCGGGAGCUUCUUAAUAAUUGGUGCUAAUGGCGUGUGGUAUAGUCUUAACCCAACACACAUGGUUGCAUAACACAGUGGCUUAAUUUCUUCCAAAUGUACGUAGCCCUGAAUGUGUUGCAGCUUGAUAUAUGACCCCGCCCUGCUCCCUGGCCUGGGUCCGAGGCGGCACCUAUAUGUGUGAGCUUCUGUUUAUAAAGGGCGGUGAUGCACACACAAUCGCUUACACAGCCAGGCAGACACACCCCAGAGCUGGGGGAGGGGGGUGCAUAUUCCUGGAGAGAUCCAAGAGUCUGGGGGCCAGAGUCCCCUCCAGUCCGAGCCAAGAGCACCCCCCCCCCAUCUUCUUCCAACCAUGCGACUGGGCUUCUCCGCCAAGCCCGAGUGGGGGAGGGGAUCACUCCUCGAUUUCCUGUUUAAACCCCGACCGGUCGCCUGGGGGGGGGGGAAUGGAGGGGGUGGAUAACCUGUUUUUAUCAAAUUCUUAAAAAUAUAAUUCGACUGCAUUCAAAUCAAACCCCUUGGGCCCGAGUUGACGGUGAAUCUUCCCUCCCCUACCCCCACAAUCCCCUUCCCUUCCUCUCCUGCCCCCCCAAAAUUCCCCUUUCGCAGCCCACAUAAAGGCCUCGGAGGUAUUCUCCCGGGGAAAGAAAUGGCAUUUUCUCUACCCCUUCCACCCCCCCACCCCCAGUAGGACUUGUGUGUGUCGGCCGAGGCGUCUGCCGAGGGGCUAAUUUCGCGUUCCUUGUUUACGAUCGAGAAAAGCACUUGGCUCUUCCCAAAUGGGCCCAGCCCGCCGCCUGCUCGGGCGGCCGCGCGCUCUCCCGCCGCUCCGGCGCGGCCCAGGGGCUGACGCCCCGGGGAGCCCGGCUGUGGCCGCCGAGGCCCCGAGUCCGUGCAACCUGCAAGGGGCAAGGGGAGUACAGUGGGCCAGUGGAGGGGCCCCGGAAGCCUGAAAAUGGGAGCCUUUCUCCUGGCGUACUGUGGGAACCGCCGAUCGCGGGGGCUCAACCCCCAGACCUCCAGAAAUGACGUCAGAAUCAUUUGCAUCCCGCUGCCUCUACCUGCCCUGUCCAGCUGGGACCCUGCCUCGCCGGCCCCAUGGCCAGAGGGUUGGAAAUUAAUGAUCAUGAGCUCGUAUUUGAUGGACUCUAACUACAUCGAUCCGAAAUUUCCUCCAUGCGAAGAAUAUUCGCAAAAUAGCUACAUCCCUGAACACAGUCCGGAAUAUUACGGCCGGACCAGGGAAUCGGGAUUCCAGCAUCACCACCAGGAGCUGUACCCACCACCGCCUCCGCGCCCUAGCUACCCUGAGCGCCAGUAUAGCUGCACCAGUCUCCAGGGGCCGGGCAAUUCGCGAGGCCACGGCCCGGCCCAGGCGGGCCACCACCACCCCGAGAAAUCACAGCCGCUCUGCGAGCCGGCGCCUCUCUCAGGCGCCUCCGCCUCCCCGUCCCCAGCCCCGCCAGCCUGCAGCCAGCCAGCCCCUGACCAUCCCUCCAGCGCCGCCAGCAAGCAACCCAUAGUCUACCCAUGGAUGAAAAAAAUCCACGUUAGCACGGUGAACCCCAAUUAUAACGGAGGGGAACCCAAGCGCUCGAGGACAGCCUACACCCGGCAGCAAGUCCUGGAAUUAGAGAAAGAGUUUCAUUACAAUCGCUACCUGACCCGAAGGAGAAGGAUCGAGAUCGCCCACUCGCUGUGCCUCUCUGAGAGGCAGAUCAAAAUCUGGUUCCAAAACCGUCGCAUGAAAUGGAAGAAGGACCACCGACUCCCCAACACCAAAGUCAGGUCAGCGCCCCCGGCGGGCGCUGUGCCCAGCACCCUCUCGGCAGCCACCCCGGGCACUUCUGAAGACCACUCCCAGAGCGCCACGCCACCGGAGCAGCAACGGGCAGAGGACAUUACCAGGUUAUAAAACAUAACUCACACCCUGCCCCCACCCCAGGCCCCCAUCCUCCCCUCACACACAAAUUGACUCUUAUUUAUAGAAUUUAAUAUAUAUAUAUAUUUUGGUUCUUUUCUCUCUUCCUCCCACCUUAUCCCUCGUCAUUUCCAAACAGACAAAACAGAUAAACAAACAAGCCCCCUGCCCUUCUCUCCUUUCCACUGUUAAGGACCCUUUUAAGCAUGUGAUGUUGUCUUAGCAUGGUACCUGCUGGGGUUUUUUUUUAAGGCCAUUUUGGGGGGUUAUUUAUUUUUUAAGGAAAAAAAGCUGCAAAAAUUAUAUAUUGCAAGGUACGAUGGUCUGGUUUAGGUGCGUUUCAGGGGAAAUGAGGAAAAGAAAAAAGGAAAGAGAUUUUUAAGCCAAUUCUCCUCCUUCUUCUUUCUCCUCCUCCUCCUUCCCCGCUCUUUCCUUAGGCCUUUUGCAUUGAAAAUGCACCAGGGGAGGUUAGUGAGGGGGAAGUCAUUUUAAGGAGAACAAAGCUAUGAAGUUCUUUUGUAUUAUUGUUGGGGGGAGCUGGGAGGAGAGGGGGGAAGACAGCAGACAAAGCUAAAUGCAUCUGGAGAGCCUCUCAGAGCUGUUCAGUUUGAGGAGCCAAAAGAAAAUAAAAAUGAACUUUCAGUUCAGAGAGGCAGUCUAUAGGUAGAAUACCCCUCAUCCCCCCAUCGUGGUUAUUGUGUUUUUGGACUGAAUUUACUUGAUUAUUGUAAAACUUGCAAUAAAGAAUUUUAGUGUCGAUGUGAAA